GUGUCUAAUAGGUACUGGUUAGCCGCUGUGGAGUCCGAAUAACUCCGCUAGCAACUCCGCUAUUCUGACGUUUAGUGAUCGGUUUUGUCCACCAAGCCUUAAAGUCAUCCGAUAUUCCCCUUAAUUACAUCCAUCCAAGGCAUUUAAAUAGGAGAGCUCACGCUAUCUCAAGGAAGACACAGAAAUCCCAUUAACACGGGCUUGAGAUACCAAAUAUUCUCAUUUUCAAGUAGACUUCAUAUCUCUAUCUCAUAAAAAUCAUGGCGACCAAGAACCAACCCCCAGUCAUCACAGUCCUAGGCUCCUUGAACAUGGACCUAGUCUCCUACGUACCACAUCACCCCCUCCCAGGCGAAACCCUAACAUCAACCCGCUUCUCCGUAUCCCCCGGCGGCAAAGGCGCCAACCAAGCCGUAGCCUGCGCAAAGCUCUCACGGUCAUCCCACCCCACCAGCACCGAGAACCCCACAGCCAACAUCCGAAUGAUCGGCGCCGUAGGCCAGGACACAUACGGCACACAACUAAAAACCAAUCUCUCCUCCCACGGCGUCGACAUCUCCAGCAUCCUAUCCCCAGAAUCUCUCAAAACCGGCAUCGCUAUAAUCCUAGUCGACGAGCCCACAGGUCAAAACCGCAUCGUCCUCUCCCCAGAAGCAAACCACAGUCUCCAAGCCUCCUCCUUCAACACUCAACAGUCUCUUGGCUCCCCACUACCAGAUUUAUUAAUCAUGCAACUCGAGAUCCCACUCCCUACCGUAGUAUCCGCGUUACGCACCGCUAGGACCGCAGGUGUAAAGGUCCUACUAAACCCCGCGCCAGCACAGGAAUUACCUGCGGAAGCGUAUGACGGACUAGCGCAUCUCGUCGUUAAUGAAACUGAAGCCGCGAUAUUGGGCGGCGUAUCAGAAUCUGACCUCGAUACCGAGGCCGGACUUGAGGCUGUGGGGAAGACGUUUAUCUCGCGAGGCGUGUUGAAUGUGAUUAUUACGCUAGGAGGACGGGGUGUAUUUUAUAUGAGCGCCCAUGGGAAUAAGGGCUUAGUCCCGGCUGAGAAGGCUAAGGUUGUGGAUACUACGGCGGCGGGGGAUACGUUUGUAGGCCGGUACGCUUUGGAUGUUGUAUCGGGAAAUUUCCAAAUAGAGGAUGCGGUUAAGAAGGCGAAUCGCGCCGCGGCGAAGACAGUAGAGAGGCUAGGAGCACAGGAUUCGAUUCCUUGGCGUGAUGAGUUGUGAUGGGUUGGACGUGACGAUGAUUAAGUUGCAUAAAAAGGGUAGAUAAAAAAUAACG
This is a messenger RNA of Hypoxylon trugodes, 1287 nucleotides long. RefSeq names its product Ribokinase-like protein. The transcript has a single exon. The coding region runs from base 261 to 1232 and encodes 323 amino acids. Gene Ontology annotation, biological process: D-ribose metabolic process. NCBI's taxonomy places the organism in Eukaryota, Fungi, Ascomycota, Sordariomycetes, Xylariales, Hypoxylaceae. The record is from RefSeq and is a predicted model, not a curated record. Gene Ontology annotation, molecular function: ribokinase activity.